Coprinopsis cinerea okayama7#130 is the source of this 1125-nucleotide messenger RNA. RefSeq lists its product as hypothetical. The record is from RefSeq and is a predicted model, not a curated record. Gene Ontology annotation, molecular function: zinc ion binding; nucleic acid binding. The transcript is spliced from 3 exons. Lineage: Eukaryota; Fungi; Basidiomycota; Agaricomycetes; Agaricales; Psathyrellaceae. Bases 1 to 1125 code for a protein of 374 amino acids.
AUGGAUGUCUUUAAACGCCAUCGCGAGAUAUCCCAAGUAGAUGUCGGACGAAUGGCUAGACUCGCCUUAGCUAUCCGACCCGAGGCAGAAGGACUGGAAGCGUUGCAGAAAGAGACAGGACAUGUUCUGGUCACCAACCGAGAGAUAGUCUCCAACAUCCUAGGAUGCUUAAGUCCAAACUUCCGAGACGCCUUACGGUUCAGACUCACUCUAGAAGAGUCUAAACCUGCUACAGAGGCAGCCGGUACGACUAGCAAACGGGAUUGGCAAACUGGAGCUCACAACGCCUACGGCGGAUUUUCUUCUUCAGAGGAUAGAGACUAUGAUCGAAACCUCUAUCGAAAUCCACCGGCAGCCUCUACUCCAGCGGCAGCUGUGAAGUCGGAACCCACAGACAGUGAUUUCCGUUCGUUUGCAAAAGCCAUGAUCAAAGAACAACAGCAGUUCGUCUUAGAGCAACAACGAGUGAAUGCGAAGUUUGUAGAAUCUCUUCGCGAAACAAAGGAGCAGUUUAUGGCUGAAAGCCGUAAAAACGCAGAAGCGACCGAGGCUUUAGCGGGCAAGCUAGACAUAGUAAUCUCCAAUCCGCAUAACUUAAACUCGAGACUCUGGGAAGGGAACUAUCCCGACCAGCAGUGCUUCUAUUGCAAUGGGACAGAUCAUUGGGUCAUGAGGUGCCCGAGUCGAUUAGAUGAUCUUCGUAAAAAGAAGAUCUACACUAAAGGCUCAGAAGUCUACCUCUCUUCCAAUCACCAAAGGAUCUCUGCCUUCUCACCCGAUGGCCGUAGCCAAAAGGAACGAGUUGCGGACAUGACAAUCCAAGGAGCUUACUUUGCAAGGCAAAGCCAUGGGCUCAAUCUGAGUCUUCAUCCCCAUGGAGGCGAAGAUUAUGAGCGCAGCCGCGGUCCCACUUACGGAGACUUUAACACGAUGCAGACGGAAAUCUCUCAGAUCAAGGAUAUCGUGCACACGUAUCUCCUGGAUCGAAAAGACUCUAAGUCUGAAGGCGUUCCUACCAUUGAGGAACGAGACGACGACCUCGACUCGCAACUAGACAAGCUGGGAGACAUGAACAAGAACCUCUCGGUAUUUGCUCAAGACCGAGACAGGUCGGGUUUUCCUUAA